CUCCCCACAGCCAAACACGCUUUCGUUGUUUACUUUCAACUCGGACCGCAACUAACCACCGUAAAGUGAUAUUCCCCAUUUGUGUAUCGUCUUUUGGUACCAUUUUUCACCAUGUCCAGCUGGAAGAAAGCAGCCAAAUCGAACCAGAAAGUGCACCGUGAACGUGCACAACCGGCUGCCCGCCAGCAUCUUGGGCUGCUCGAGAAAAAGAAAGACUACAAGCUCCGGGCCCGGGAUCGGAAUGAGAAGGAAGCCACACUGAAGCUGCUCCGCAAGCGGGCGCUUAACAAGAACCCGGAUGAAUUCUACCACCACAUGAUCAACUCGAAGGUCGAGCAAGGCGAGCAUCAUGAGCUGGAACAGGGUGACGAUUUUACCAAGGAUCAGAUCAAACUUAUGCAAACCCAGGACCUGAAGUACGUUACCAUGAAGCGCACGAUGGAAGCGAACAAAAUAGGUCGCCUGCAAGGACAGCUGCACAUGACGGAUGUGGUAAACGAAACGCCCAACAAGCACAUCUUCUUCGUGGAGGACGAACAGGAGGCGAGAGAGUUCGAUCUUGCCAAGCGGCUCGACACUCAUCCACAGUUGAUCGGACGCCGCUCGAACCGACCGCGGUUAAGCGAUCUGGAAAAGCUCCAACUGGCCAGCGUCAGUGCGGAGGACAUUGAACGUAUCAACCGGGAACGCGGCGCUUCGUACAGUGAGCUGAUGCGGCGCAUUGACCGUGAGAAGGAGCUUACGGUGGUGCAGAAAACGCUCGAAAUCAAGCGUGUGUUGAAGCAGAAGCACGCGCUGAAACCGAAGCUGGUUGCCAAGGGAACGCCUCACCAGGCGCCGCAGUUCAAGUUCAAGUUUGAAAGAAAACGGUGAAUCGUGGAUUAAUGGCAUGCAAGCAUGUUUUCAAUAUUCUUUAUAUAAAACUUUCAUUCAUAAUGAGUGGGUGUGUAUGUGUUAUCGAUAGAAAAAAGUAAAAUAAAUGUAAAGUAUAUGUUAACAGAA
Messenger RNA from Anopheles stephensi (Asian malaria mosquito), 1002 nucleotides. Its product is annotated as probable U3 small nucleolar RNA-associated protein 11. Gene Ontology annotation, biological process: rRNA processing. The record is from RefSeq and is a predicted model, not a curated record. NCBI's taxonomy places the organism in Eukaryota, Metazoa, Arthropoda, Insecta, Diptera, Culicidae. The transcript has a single exon. The coding region runs from base 112 to 873 and encodes 253 amino acids. Gene Ontology annotation, cellular component: nucleolus; small-subunit processome.